Symbiodinium sp. CCMP2592 is the source of this 6039-nucleotide messenger RNA. NCBI's taxonomy places the organism in Eukaryota, Dinophyceae, Suessiales, Symbiodiniaceae. The record is from the annotation of a GenBank genome assembly.
AUGGCGGACACGGUCGUUCGAGCGAGAGACGUUCGAGCGAUCGUGUUGCCGUGUGGUGCAAAGGGCCAGUACAAGGGCGAAGUGUACCAGUUUCGUGAGCCGGUCGAGGCCGAAGAUGGCUUAUCGUAUCCGGGGUAUUUCUUUUGGGUCGUUCGAUGGAUAGUGGAUUUUUUGGGAGGAAACAAAAUAGGGAAUUUUGCUGGCAAGCUGCGAGACACAGUGGUCGCUCGCACGAUGUCCGUUCUGGGCGAUGGCUUGAGUUCCGACGAGGCAUCUGAGCAGGUCAAGGAAGAGGCAAGCGAAGGCGACCAGGAGGAGGCCGCCGACCGGGAAGCGGCGGACGUGAAAGUCCCUAGUGCGGAGAUGCAUGUAAGUGAAUCGAGUAUGAUGAAGCGUAUCGCCGGUGCCAAACGAAAGAAGAAUAGAACGAAACCCGAAGUUGCACCAGACUCAGACGACAAAAUGGAGGUCAAGGAGGAGGCCGAGGAUGCCGAGCAGGCCGAGGCGACCGAGGACGUCGACAUGGGGGUUGCCGAACCAGACGAGCCACUCGCGGUCAGCGACUUUAGUGUGUCGACGUUCGCUUGUUUGUGCUGGAUGUCGCAGAUGAUGGCAAAGGGCCCGAGAGCUGAUGCAAGGUGGACUUUGCCCAAGGUCGAAGUCCAGGCUCGGGCCAGAGCCUGGCUUGUCGGUCUGCAGGACACGUUUUGGCAGGACGUGGACAUCGACGGAUUGCGAAUUUCCGAAGGUCUCUUGAGCGUGGCCUCCGUGGCAGAGGUGUUUGGGAAAAAGGCAGUGAAGGGUUUCGGCAAGGAGGACGUCUCCGUGGUCAAUGCCCUGGCGAGCUUGCAGGCGGAUGCAGCACGGAGAAGUCUGUCGAAGGACCGCCGCCGUCUCUCGGAAAAAAUCUUUUCUCGGUUGCUCAAGUCGCUCGCAGCAGCGAUUGAUGGAAGCCGAGAGAAGCCAAUCUGGACGGACGUUCGUGUCGAGUCGCUGGACCAGCUCAGGACUGCCAGGGGCUACCGCAAGAUCUCCCACGGCUGCAAGGAGGCCGUUCUGCAGUCGGACCUUGGACACUCGGUCGGUGCGGCUUUGCAGGCACAGGGGCAUUUCGCCUCCAAAUCGGGCGAGGUUUCUCGAAGGAACAAGGACAGGCCAGGGAAGUUUCUCGAGGCCGAGCGUUUGUCCUACUUGGCUUCCGGCAAGCGGACAUUCGCCGAGACUGCCGUUCUGAGCGUCGUCGCAGAUGCCGUUCACGUUGGGCAGGAAGACUGGUUGAACGUGCUUGUCUGCGACCCAGCCCAGGACUUGUCGUUCGUUCUGCCGCAGCAGGUGAAGAAAGGAACGAGCAUCACCUCUGAGACUUGGGAGGCCAUGUGGGCCGGCCGCAUCACGAAGUUCUUCCAGAAGGCCGGGACCAAGGGCCGUUCGCCAGACAGUGUCGUUGGCGGCGUAAAGCAGCCAGAGCGGCAGGCCACCCAAGAGUGGCUGCGGGACAUGUCGCACAGCCUCUCGAGCGUCGGUUUGAGCUGGUCGACGUUCGCAGCCGCUACGGCGGAAGGAGAGGCCGUUCGACAGAAGAUCCUGAUCCUUUGUACGGAUCAGGAGGCCACCCAGUUGGCGGCCGCGAACUACUUGAAGUUCGGUCGCUCGAUGUUCGUGGAACACGUGAACGACCCCGCCCACCGUUCGCAUAACGACUGUCACUUGGCUCUCGCAGCGAGCGGGCUCCUGACGUUCGGCCUGAUGUCGAUCGGGCUAUACAACGUUCGGUAUGGCCCGUGGAACAAGGGCACGUGGUUCGGGAAGGUGCAGGGGAUGGCGGACGAGAUGGGCCGUUCGAUGCAGCCUUCGGAUCCGUUGCUGCUCGCUUUUUUUCCGGAGAUUCUCGCAGACGAGGGCCGUUCGCAAGACGAGAACACCGAAGAGCACCGGCGUGCGUUUCUGGAGUCGCUGCCGAACCGGCCGUUCGUCCGAGCGAAGGGCAGCAAGGCGUCGCAAUCUCGCUUCAACAGUCUGACGAUCGCCCACUCGGAACUCGACCGCGAUUGGUCGGCCUUUUGCCUGGUCUUGGCCACUCUGUGCGUGGCCGAAGGUUGGGUUAAGACAGCCGCUGAGCUCUGGUCGCCCGAUGCCACCGGCGUGGGGGAGAUGGCAGGGACCACGAGGGCGGCCGCGAAAUCGGCCGCUCGGAAGGCUUUGGCGAAGCAGCGAGGUCGUUCGGUAAACACACUGCAUUCCAUGACUACGUUUGCGUGCAAUGCAGACACCCGGUCUCUCGCCAGGACUGUCUUCUACGUACUGCAGCCCGAAGGUCUUCGCUGUUCGAAGAUGCUGGAGGAGCUGCGAAGCAAGAAGUCGACCGUGCUGUACUUCAGCAGCUGGGCUCACUGGUCUUACAUGGACACGGCCCGCCAGCACGUCGUUCGGCUUUCGGACCUGGCGGGGUUGGAGAGGCUCGGCCUAGACCUCUCCAUGGUCGAUCCUGCAGGCUCAGAGGACGACCGAGAAGCCGCUGCGGUUUGGCAGGACACAGUCGCUCGCAGGGUGACGAAGCUGACACACUGCCUACUGCGGUUUCGCUGUGGCUCGCAGCUGAACUCGACCAACGGCUGGGGUUCGACGGCCGGUCUGUUGCACGAGUCCACGGCCUGUCGGCAGGCUAGCUUGCGGUUUCUUGAGCAAGUGGACAAGACUGUCCAGGCUGUGUCGGGCGAAGGGUCUCUGGAGGCCAAGAAGCUGCUCGAAGGCCACCCGGCCACGGGGCCAGUCAUGGCCAAGUGUCUCUCGGAGCUCAGAGCUGCGUCGUUCGUGGAGGUGCCCCCCGAGACGUUCGCCUGGCUGAGCGACAGCUGGGGCGGUCUGCUCAACAGCAAGCUCGUCGAGGACGGGAACAAGGUCCAGCGAGAAGCGGAGCAACGAAACGGCACCUCGAAAACCGUCGGCCGUCUCGAGGGCUGGCACGGCCUCUCGAAAAAGAAGCUGCUCCAGUCCUACGGCCGUCCAGAGGUCGCUUGCGGGACGUUGGUGACCGUUCCCCAGUCCUUCGAGGCGGACGACUGGUUCGUGCGGAAGAAGAGGGCCGUUCGGCGAGACUCGAGCUGUUCGUCGGUGCCUCUGGACGUGGAGGUGAUCGACGAGGAGACCGUGGAGGAGGCCUUGCUGCAGGGCGUGAGCAAGAGUCGAACGUGGUCGUCGCCGACCCCCGAGAGCGAGCAGGACAAGUUGGCGGCGUUUUCGCUCUUGAGCAAGGUCGUUCGCGAGAAGCUUGACUGGUCCUUCGUGGAAACGGCCUGGUGGGCGUCGCUCGCCCCUGAAGGCCACGGGCUGCUUUUUCCCAGUGUGGACCCGUGUUACGUCGUUCGAACCUACGGGAGGGCUGCGUUAGUCUGGCCAGCGAAACUGGAGCCCUUCGGCGACGGCCACGAAAAGCUCGUUUUGCAGACCGAUGUAUCGUCGCUCUGCUGGUUGCAUCUGCGGGACGAGAACGUGGAGGUUCUCGAACUGGUGGCCACGUCGCCGCAGCGUGUUCUGGCUCCUUUCAAGGGUUUUUAUGCUCACAAAUUUCACAAAGCUUCCCAAGCCGCCUUCAAGAAAGGUGCGAGAUCCUUGGGCGAACGUCACCCACACGGCAUCGCCUUCAAAGUGGCGGCCAAGCGACCGUUGCUCGUGCAUCAGGAACAGAGCGGCUUUGCCGGGGUGCCUGAAUGGGCUCUGCGAAGACUGGCAGCAAAGAAAGGCUGGAAGAUCGAGGCAGACGAGCCCGGCCACGAGGAAGACGACCGCCUCGCGAUCGCCUGCAUGCUGUCGCUCGAUGCGUCCCUGACCAAGGAAGAAGUGGUCGGCCGCCUGCUUCACAGGCAAGAGGCCGCCACAUGGGGCGAGGGAGCUGGCGUCGACCUCGAGGAGGUCAUUCGUGACACCAUGUUAGCGGCCGAUCAAGACCAAGCAUUGCAACAGCUGGCGAAAAGGCGAGCCACUCAGCAGUCGGCCGUAGACGUUCGGAAGCGUGGCAUCAGGACGUUCGAACACGUGGCCAAGACUUUUGCUCGGCAGCCGGCCUUCAAAGCCGCACAGGCCGCUCGAAAGGAGAAGGAAAAGCGGGAGGCCAAGGCGGCGAAGGAGAGGGCGGCCGCUGUCAAGCGGUGCUAUGCGGACUGCGAUGAGAACGUCGAUCGGGCCGUGCAGGUCUCCGUGCCAUUCCGUGUGCGGGCCUACAGGGACGACCCAAACGGUCGCUGGAAGCUGUCGUACAGUGCUCGUUGGGCCCAGGCCUCUCGGAGCAUUUCGUGGACGGCGGUGGGAAGCAAGCGGGCGGGCUGCGAGGUCAUUCGUCAGGCGUGGAAGUGGGCAGAAACCUUCGAGGGCCUGGAGAUCUCUGAGGAGGUGCAGAAGGCCAAGCGUGGCGACCUGGCUUCUCGACUCUUUAAGGUCGGUCUGGGUCCACAUGCAGGGCAGGAAGCUCGCGAUCCUCCCUUGGAUGCUGCAGGCUCGUUCCAGUUUUUGCAGCUUGCAAACGUUAGGAGCCUUGCAAGCACAGAAGUUCUGAAGGUCCGGCUGCAGCUUCGGCGUGAGGCAAGCGAGUGCUUGGUCCUUGUUUUGCGGCUGGGUAAGCGGAUGCUUCGAGAGAAAGCAGCCAUGAGCAAGAAGUGGAACCACAAAAAGAGCAAGGACGUUCGCAAAAGGUUUUUCGACCAAGCUCACCGGGCCUACGAGGACAAUCGCAAGAAGGCCGCUGCUUUCACAAAGGGGCACCGGCGUGCGGCCUCGCCCGACGAAGAGCCCGAGGACGACCGGAUGCCUCACGAGGACGAUGACAGAAGACCAGUAAACAGGCACGACGUCCUCCUGGACAUGUGGACGUGGACUCUCGGGUCGCCGCUUGGGCCUUUGGAGGAGGUCGGUUCAGGGGCGUAUGGCUUGGUCUUUCGCACAAGCUUCCUCGGGCAGCCUCUCGUUCUCAAAGUCGGCAAAGGCCGUUCGUUGCCAGACCCCAUGCGACAGGCAGCUGUUGGUGGAGUCGACGUCGCUGAGGAGUUCGACGUGCUCACGUCCGUCGGGCAGCACCCGAACGUCGUUCGCGCCUUCGCCGUUCUCACCAGCUCGCUCGGUCGGCCCGCCUUGUUGCUCGAGCCGGCAACCGAAAGCCUGCAUGCCGCUGCGUGCAGGCUGAAAGAGGGCCGAGACGGCUGGCUGGCCCGCCGCAAAUCGCUGGUCCCGCUGUUUCAGCAGUUCCUCGUCGGCCUCUCGUACGUGCACGGACGUUCGUUUUUGCAUCUCGAUGUGAAACCGAGUAACAUUCUCGUUUUCGAAGACAAGCGAGCGGCGAUUGCGGACUUCGGCUUGGCACGGGAGAUGGUGCAAGAGGCUUGCUGCGUGAUCGGCAACCGUGCCUAUACGGAAGCCUUUCGGUGCCCCGAGUGCCUCAUGGCGGACGACCGGAAGGUGCGAUUGACGUGCUCUGCAGACGUGUGGGCGGCCGCCGUCUCGUUUUUCGACAUUUUCAGCCCCAGGGAUGCGUCGCUCUGGAGAAUGCCUCCGAAGACGUUCGUGCGGGAGACGGAGGAGGCCACAGCCGCCGCCAUUCGCAAUAUGGCCCUUCGUGUCUGCGAAAAGGCGAUGCCGCACGACCAGACCAUGAUGAAGAUCCUGGAGCGGUCGUUCGUGCCUGCCCGGCAGAGACUCUCCUUGACUGCUUUCCUGGACUUGACCCAGAAGAAGUGUACCUCGACGAGCAGCUCCUUCACCGGCAGCCUGCACCGGUUUUUCGUUGGUUCUUUGACACUACACCGGACGUUCGAGGAGAAGCACCGACGAGAAGCGACAGCUAUCAUUCCAUUUGCUUUUUUGGUUGUCGGCCCGGCCGUCCGGAUGAGGGCAAUUUUCUACAAGAACAAAGUGACCCCGGCAGCGCAAAAGGCUGCACCGCAAGAGCCGCAGCAGCCAGCGCCGCCUCCGAUGUCCCAGGAGGAGGAGGAGAAGCAGAAAAGUGAGGCGGCAGUGGAGGAAAUGCUCCGAGAGUUCGACUCCUGGAUCUGA